UUAACACUUUCAAUACCAUAAACCCUCAAAUUACUUUCUAUUUUUUCUCCAAAAAUAUCAAAAAGCAUAAAGAUAUAAAAACAAAGCCGGCAUCUUGUUUUUCCGAUUGCUGAGAUUGAUCAAAAUUUGCUCUGUUUAAGGCUAAGUUAACCAUUUUACGCCGGAAUCUUGAUUUCCCGGUGAACUUUCUUUAAAGGAUACAACAAAAUGCUUUAUAAAUGAGAUUCAUUUUACGAAAAUUCAUUAGCUUUUUCUGAGUUUCUUCAAAUUUAUCAAGGACCCAAAAAGAAAAAAAAAUUGUUCUUGUAUGGGUAAGUUGAAGUUACUAAUUUCGAUUUUGAUUUUCGUUUUAACGGCGAUGGUUGCCGGAGUUCCGGCGACGCCGGCGAGUAAAGGAGUGCACAGAAAUGCCUAUGCUACCAUGAUGUAUAUGGGUACACCAAGAGAUUAUGAAUUCUACGUCGCGACACGUGUCAUGCUACGAUCACUUUCCCGGCUCGGCGUCGACGCCGAUCUCGUCGUUAUUGCUUCUCUCGAUGUUCCUCUUCAUUGGGUCCGAACUCUAGAGCAGGAAGAUGGUGCAAAGGUAGUGAGAGUUGAAAAUUUGAACAAUCCAUACAAAGGGCAAUCCAAUUUUAACUUGAGAUUCAAGUUAACGAUGAACAAGCUUUACGCGUGGAGCUUAACAGAUUACGAAAGAGUCAUCAUGCUUGAUGCAGACAACCUUUUCCUCCAGAAAACAGAUGAAUUGUUCCAAUGUGGACAAUUUUGUGCAGUAUUCAUUAACCCCUGCAUGUUCCAUACUGGCCUCUUUGUAUUGCAGCCAUCAACAAUUGUAUUCAAGGACAUGCUUCAUCAGCUUAAGGUUGGAAUGGACAAUGCAGAUGGCGCGGAUCAAGGUUUUAUUGGAGCAUACUUCCCUGAUUUGCUUGAUCAGCCAAUGUUUCAUCCUUCCCUUAAUGGUACUAAGCUCCAGGGGAAUUAUCGACUACCUCUAGGUUACCAAAUGGACGCCUCUUAUUAUUAUCUCAGGCUUCAUUGGUCGGUACCAUGUGGACCUAAUAGUGUCAUUACUUUCCCCGGUGCACCAUGGUUAAAGCCGUGGUAUUGGUGGUCGUGGCCUGUUCUUCCUUUGGGCAUCGAGUGGCAUGAACAACGACUUCAAACUCUAGGGUAUGAUGCAGAGAGGCCACUAGUACUGAUCCAAUCUGUACUAUACUUUGGAAUAAUUGUAAUGACACGCGUAGCACGUCCCAACUUAUCUAAGUUGUGCUAUAGACGUGAAAACACCAAGAGCAUCUUCCUAAUACGAUCUGGCCAAAAGCUGAUCGCGUUAUGGUCCAUUGUUGCAGCCUACAUUAUCCCUUUCUUCUUGAUACCUCACACGGUUCAUCCUCUCAUCGGUUGGGGUCUCUACUUACUAGGCUCUUUCGCGUUAUCAUGUAUAGCAAUGAACACAUUCUUGUUGCCAAUGCUGCCUGUUCUCGUGCCAUGGCUAGGCAUAUUCGGGGUACUUUUGGUCAUGGCUUAUCCUUGGUAUUCUGAUGGUAUUGUAAGAGCAUUGGCUGUAUUUGCCUACGCGUUUUGCGCGUCCCCCGUGGCAUGGACAGCAUUGGUGAAGAUAAUGUCUUGUCUUAAUGUUUCACUUGAGAGAGAAGGGUUCUUGCCUAGGUUGAGUGAAUCUGCUGCACCUGCUGGUUUCAACAAGUUGUAUUGAUGAAAUGGAAAAUUUGUUAGGUGAUGAUAUUGAAAGGGGGAUAUUUUUUUUCUUGGGAAGUGUGCUUGUGCUCUUAUACAAGCAAAAGAAAUUCUUUGAUAUGUUACAAAAUUCUUAUAUGAACUAUUAGACAAUGUAAAAAUGGGAUGAACUUGUUGUAAGUAUGUGUUAUACUUGGAAAUUAGCCAAACAAAAUUCAGAAUUUUCACCCAUUGUUACCA
Solanum lycopersicum (tomato) is the source of this 1938-nucleotide messenger RNA. Its product is annotated as putative glucuronosyltransferase PGSIP8. NCBI's taxonomy places the organism in Eukaryota, Viridiplantae, Streptophyta, Magnoliopsida, Solanales, Solanaceae. Gene Ontology annotation, molecular function: glycosyltransferase activity. The record is from RefSeq and is a predicted model, not a curated record.